CUCUUGCAGAGCCGAUGUGGCACAUCCCAGCUCAGUCCCGGACGGGCAACAGCGUAAACAAGAGGCCCAACCGGCAGGAGCUGGUAGGAAAAAACUCUCCCCACCGAAAUUCCAGGGUAAGUACCAGGGGUCGGGAGGUGUUUUAUAUUCAGAGUAAUCAUUCCUAUAUAUUUGAAUUACACAGGCAGAUCAUGUAGACUAUGUUAAGUUAUAUGAACUAGUUUGGGGGGGUCACUUGUAGCACCAUAACCACUACAGCUCAUUGUAAUGGUUACCAUGCUUGGAAGCUUGGGGUUCACUCCCUCCAGUUUUGUGAAGCCUUUUCUGCGAUGGUUGACAUUGAGAACAAAUCUCAUACCAUCUGUGUUGCCCCUGAGAUAAUGUAGACAUUUAAUUUACUCAUCUUCCCAAAUUUGGAUGGCAGUGAUGGGCUAUGAGUGUUGGGUUCGUCAAACCCCAGUGCCUGUCUUUGGAUGCCAGAAGUUUUUGUCACACUACUCACAAACAGUUUUGAGAAAAAAAAAAGGAGGGGCUGCAUUAAAAAUCACUACAAUAAGAUGUAAUAAUAGUAUAAACUGCAAUCAUUCUUAAAGGGACACUUUACUGCCCAAAUGCAAAAUAAAUAAAAACUAUUGUUCAGUAGAUAAUCCGCAAAUAAAAACGUUAAUACAUUUAUUGAAGCAUUUUUUUUUUUUUUAAAUAACGGUAUAAAUAUAGCUUGCAAACCCUGCAAAUCUCUUGUCUGCAGCCUUCACAAGCCCUUCUCUUCUAACCCCGCCCAGACUCUCUCUGUCUGUCCAAUCACAGACUUCCCAAUACAGCUCAAUAAGAAGUUGUAAGGCAGGAGCUCUGGGUAGUUGCUAACUCUUGAGUUUAUCACCACUGAGCCGAACAAACCAGGAAGAAACAGGAGGGGGGGCUUUUUUUUUUUUUUUUCAAAUUACAAUUUAAACCUGCACUUUUUGUCAAAUGAAAAAAAGGACACUCUCUUCAGAAAGCUUUCAGCAAGCUAAAGUGCUUUGGUCUGGAGUGUCCCUUUAAGUGUAUGGUUUGAGCUAACUGUAUUUAUUUUUUUUUACAAAUAACGUUGCAUUUAAUGAAUCUUCCUUGUAUGCCCUUACAGUAACCACUUGUUUGUUCACUCUCUGCGCAGGGGGAGGCACAUUAUUCCAGCCACUCCAGUAGUAACACAUUAUCCAGCACUGCAUCCAGUAACCACAGUAACCACAGCGAUGAGCGUUGGUUUGACCCUACCGAGCAGCCUGAAGUAGAUAUCGAGCCUCUCUCCAAAGGCACAUCCAAUGACAGUGGCAUCGACACUUCCCUCUCCAACUUUGCCAAUGCCAAAUCUACCCGCCUUACCCCUCGUCGUGAAAAGCCUCAAAAACCUGUGUCCUGUUCAACCUAUCCGGGCAUGCACGACAGUGGCUCAAGGGAUAAAAGGAAGGAGCCAGUGAUGUCUGCCAAGGGAUACAGGCCAAAAAUGUACACCCAAGGGAAUACAGGAGGCGAAGUGUUCAGCCAGUCCAGGUAAAGGGAAUGAUCUAUAACCAGUAAAUGUAUUCCAAAUAACAUAUUACUGGUGGAUCUGAAGUUAUCAUAUAACCAUAUAUACAGUACCAGCACUUAAUUUAGGGUUAGUGUCCCAAAAAUUCAAAUGUGUUUGAAAAAAAACCUCAACUGCUAUCUCACUAAAAUGUCCUACUUUCCAUUCCAUUUCACACAGUAAAAAACACAAAAGCAAAAUUAUAGUGAAGAGCUUAUUAAGUGAAUAAUAUUACAAAUCACACAUUAUAUCUUUUAAGUGCUAUAUAUGGGUCUUUUGGGUCUCCAAAUAUCCUUCAAAAAAACAGCAUAGGACCUUUUUUACAGAUAUUUUUGUGUAAGAGUGACAAUGGAACACUCACAUAUUUUAGAUCAGACCCUGUAUUGUACAGUAUGGGGGAGAUCAGACUCUGUAUUGUACAGUAUGGGGGAGAUCAGACCCUGUAUUGUACAGUAUGGGGAGAUCAGACCCUGUAUUGUACAGCGUGUGGGAGAUCAGACCCUGUAUUGUACAGCGUGUGGGAGAUCAGACCCUGUAUUGUACAGCAUGUGGGAGAUCAGACACAGUAUUGUACAGCGUGUGGGAGAUCAGACCCUGUAUUGUGCAGUGGGAGGGAGAUCAGACCCUGUAUUGUGCAGUGUGUGGGAGAUCAGACCCUGUAUUGUGCAGUGGGAGGGAGAUCAGACCCUGUAUUGUACAGUGGGAGGGAGAUCAGACUCUGUAUUGUACAGUGGGAGUGAGAUCAGACUCUGUAUUGUACAGUGUUUGGGGAGUUCAGACUCUGUAUUGUACAGUGUUUGGGGAGAUCAGACUCUGUAUUGUACAGUAUGGGGAGAUCAGACCCUGUAUUGUACAGUGUGUGGGAGAUCAGACCUGUAUUGUGCAGUGUGUGGGAGAUCAGACCCUGUAUUGUGCAGUGUGUGGAAAAUCAGACCCUGUAUUGUACAUUGUGUGGGAGAUCAGUCUCUGUAUUGUACAGUGUGGGGGAGAUCAGACUCUGUAUUGUACAGUGUGGGGGAGAUCAGACCCUGUAUUGUACAAUGUUUGGGGAGAUCAAUCUCUGUAUUGUACAGUGUGGGGGAGAUCAGACCCUGUAUUUUACAGUGUUUGGGGAGAUCAGUCCCUGUAUUGUACAAUGUUUGGGGAGAUCAAUCUCUGUAUUGUACAGUGUGAGGGAGAUCAGACCCUGUAUUUUACAGUGUUUGGGGAGAUCAGUCCCUGUAUUGUACAGUGGGAGGGAGAUCAGACUCUGUAUUGUACAAUGGGAGGGAGAUCAGACUCUGUAUUGUACAAUGUUUGGGGAGAUCAGACUCUGUAUUGUACAGUGUUUGGGGAGAUCAGACCAUGUAUUGUACAGUAUGGGGAGCUCAGACCCUGUAUUGUGCAGUGUGUGGGAGAUCAGACCCUGUAUUGUACAAUGUGUGGGAGAUCAGACCCUGUAUUGUACAGUGUGUGGGAGAUCAGACCAUGUAUUGUACAGUGUUUGGGGAGAUCAGUCUCUGUAUUGUACAGUGGGAGGGAGAUCAGACUCUGUAUUGUACAGUGUGGGGGAGAUCAGACCCUGUAUUGUACAGUGUGGGGGAGAUCAGACCCUGUAUUGUACAGUGUGGGGGAGAUCAGACUCUGUAUUGUACAGUGUUUGGGGAGAUCAGACCCUGUAUUGUACAGUGUUUGGGAGAUCAGACCCUGUAUUGUACAGUAUGGGGAGCUCAGACCCUGUAUUGUGCAGUGUGUGGGAGAUCAGACCCUGUAUUGUGCAGUGUGUGGGAGAUCAGACCCUGUAUUGUGCAGUGUGUGGGAGAUCAGUCUCUGUAUUGUACAGUGUGGGGGAGAUCAGACCCUGUAUUGUACAGUGUUUGGGGAGAUCAGUCUCUGUAUUGUACAGUGUGGGGGAGAUCAGUCCCUGUAUUGUACAGUGGGGGGAGAUCAGACUCUGUAUUGUAAAGUGAGGGGAGAUCAGACUCUGUAUUGUACAGUGGGGGGAGAUCAGACUCUGUAUUGUGCAGUGUGUGGGAGAUCAGACCCUGUAUUGUACAGUAUGGGGGUGAUCAGACCCUGUAUUGUACAAUGUGGGGGGACCAGGCUCUGUAUUGUACAGUAUGGGGGAGAUCAGACCCUGUAUUGUACAGUAUGGGGGAGAUCAGACCCUGUAUUGUACAGUAUGGGGGAGAUCAGACCCUGUAUUGCACAGUAUGGGGGAGAUCAGACCCUGUAUUGCACAGUAUGAGGGAGAUCAGACUCUGUAUUGCACAGUGUGGGGAGAUCAGACUCUGUAUUGUACAGUGUGGGUGAGAUCAGACUCUGUAUUGUACAGUAUGGGGGAGAUCAGACCCUGUAUUGUACAGUAUGGGGGAGAUCAGACCCUGUAUUGUACAGUAUGGGGGAGAUCAGACCCUGUAUUGUGCAGUAUGGGGGAGAUCAGACCCUGCAUUGUACAGUAUGGGGGAGAUCAGACUCUGUAUUCUACAGUAUGGGAGAGAUCAGACUCUGUAUUGUACAGUGUGGGGGAGAUCAGACUCUGUAUUGUACAGUAUGAGGGAGAUCAGACUCUGUAUUGCACAGUGUGGGGAGAUCAGACUCUGUAUUGUACAGUGUGGGUGAGAUCAGACUCUGUAUUGUACAGUAUGGGGGAGAUCAGACCCUGUAUUGUACAGUAUGGGGGAGAUCAGACCCUGUAUUGUACAGUAUGGGGGAGAUCAGACUCUGUAUUCUACAGUAUGGGGGAGAUCAGACUCUGUAUUGUACAGUAUGGGGGAGAUCAGACUCUGUAUUGUACAGUAUGGGGGAGAUCAGACCCUGUAUUGUACAGUAUGGGGGAGAUCAGACCCUGUAUUGUACAGUGUUUGGGGUGAUCAGACCCUGUAUUGUACAAUGUGGGGGAGAUCAGACUCUGUAUUGUACAGUAUGGGGAGAUCAGACCCUGUAUUGCACAGUGUGGGGGAGAUCAGACCCUGUAUUGCACAGUGUGGGGAGAUCAGACUCUGUAUUGCACAGUAUGGGGGAGAUCAGACUCUGUAUUGUACAGUGUGGGGGAGAUCAGACUCUGUAUUGUACAGUGUGGGGGAGAUCAGUCCCUGUAUUGUACAGUGGGGGGAGAUCAGACUCUGUAUUGUACAGUGAGGGGGAGAUCAGACUCUGUAUUGUACAGUGAGGGGGAGAUCAGACUCUGUAUUGCACAGUAUGGGGAGCUCAGACCCUGUAUUGCACAGUAUGGGGAGAUCAGACCCUGUAUUGCACAGUAUGGGGAGAUCAGACCCUGUAUUGCACAGUAUGGGGGAGAUCAGACUCUGUAUUGUACAGUGUGGGGAGAUCAGACUCUGUAUUGCACAGUGUGGGGGAGAUCAAACCCUGUAUUGCACAGUGUGGGGGAGAUCAGACUCUGUAUUGUACAGUGUGGGGGAGAUCAGACUCUGUAUUGUACAGUAUGGGGGAGAUCAGACCCUCUGUGUCCAUAAUAGGUUUAUAUUGUUGGUUCCAUUCCAUAGGUCUGGCAUGUUUAAAACCCCUGAAAAUUCCAGAAUGCCUCACAUGUCCCAGUCCAGCUCCUUCCAGCUGUCCAGCUCUGUCCCCAAAUCCUUCUUUUCCCGUCAGAACGUGAGAAACAAGAUCCCAGCUGGGUGGAAGAAACCUGAGGAAACUCCACCCAGGCCGACAACCUUCACAGACACCACAAAGUAAGACCUCCAUGCAUUAAUCAUUUCAUUGACAUUAAGUACUGACCAUUAAACAUGUCACUGUCACUAGUACACUGUGACCCUGGGAGGGACCGACCAUUAAACCUGUCACAGUCAUUCGUACACUGUGACCCUGGGAGGGACUGACCAUUAAACCUGUCACAGUCAUUCGUACACUGUGACCCUGGGAGGGACCGACCCUUAAACAUGUCACUGUCAUUAGUACACUGUGACCCUGGGAGGGACCGACCAUUAAACAUGUCACUGUCAUUAGUACACUGUGACCCUGGGAGGGACCGACCAUUAAACAUGUCACUGUCAUUAGUACACUGUGACCCUGGGAGGGACCGGCCCUUAAACAUGUCACUGUCAUUAGUACACUGUGACCCUGGGAGGGACUAACCAUUAAACAUGUCACUGUCAUUAGUACACUGUGACCCUGGGAGGGACCGACCAUUAAACCUGUCACAGUCAUUCGUACACUGUGACCC
Molecule: messenger RNA, 5711 nt
Organism: Pelobates cultripes (western spadefoot toad)
Lineage: Eukaryota; Metazoa; Chordata; Amphibia; Anura; Pelobatidae
Source: the annotation of a GenBank genome assembly